Molecule: messenger RNA, 1384 nt
Organism: Tripterygium wilfordii
Lineage: Eukaryota; Viridiplantae; Streptophyta; Magnoliopsida; Celastrales; Celastraceae
Product: trihelix transcription factor ASR3-like
Exons: 3
Coding region: 159-1199 (346 amino acids)
Source: RefSeq, a predicted model, not a curated record
UAUUAAAAAAAAAAAACCCUUCCCAACAAAUCCCCAUACUCUUCUCUUCCUUCAAAACGGCGUAACGGGGCUCCUCCUUAAAACGCCGUUACUUUCCUCCACCCCGUUAAGCCACGUGCCUUGCCAGUUGCCACCAUUUGUUUAGUCGGCUUCAAUGCAUGGAAUUAGAGCAGUUGAGCCACGCUCCAAAUCCCGUUGACGGCCAUACUAACGGCAAGUCGACGCCGGUCACUGACGGCAGAUAUGACGGAAGCAAGGCCCCUAGACUACCGCGCUGGACGCGGCAAGAAAGUUUGGUCCUCAUACAGGGCAAACGAGUGGCUGAGAACCGGGUCCGGAGAGGACGUACGCCGGGGAUGGGGCUCAGGUCGAGUGUUGUGGAGCCCAAGUGGGCAUCGGUCUCGUCCUACUGUAAGCGGCACGAGGUGAACCGGGGUCCGGUCCAGUGCCGGAAGAGGUGGAGUAAUUUGGCCGGUGACUUCAAGAAGAUUAAGGAGUGGGAGUCUCACAUAAGAGAGGAAACGGAGUCUUUUUGGGUGAUGAGGAACGAUUUGAGAAGAGAGAGGAGGCUCCCAGGGUUUUUCGACCGGGAGGUUUACGAUAUUUUAGACGGAACGGCGACCGGAGGGCCCACUGGGCUCGCGUUGGCUUUGACACCGUCACUGGUAGGGCCGUCCGGUGAUGUGGACGAGCAGGAGGCAGAGGCGGAACCCGUCUUUGAUAGCGGGAGGAACGCCACCGCAGAGGACAGCCACUUUUCCGACUUUGAACAUGACGAUGCAAGAGUCACCCCGGAAAAGCUGACACCCACGAAGGAUGUUCCACCGAUUACCAUUGCGGUGGCAGCUCCGGCGCCGAUUUCUGAGAAGCAGCACCAACCCCAUCCACCAGGGUUUGAGGCUCCAGGUGCAGCCAAUGCGAAACAACCAGCCUCGAACCCGGAGAUGGGAUCUACUACUUCUCAGGAGAGACGGAAAAGGAGACGAGUUGUGACAGAAGUGGAGGAUGGAACAACUAAUCUGCAGAAUCAGUUGAUUGAUGUCUUGGAAAGGAACGGUAAAACAUUGACUGCGCAACUUGAAGCUCAGAAUACCAAUUUCCAGUUGGAUCGGGAGCAGCGGAAAGUCCAUGCUGAUGGCUUAGUUUCUGUUCUUAACAAGCUUGCAGAUGCCCUAGGAAGAAUUGCAGAUAAAUUAUAGAGAAGUGAAAUCAGAAUACUGUAUAUAGAAAAAAAUUCCUUCCAAAUCCCUAUUUUCUUUAUCAUUUCACCUUCUCUGUCUCUUUAUAUCUUCUUCUUUUUUUUUUCAUACACAGAGAGUAAGUUUAGAUGUAUUACAGUUCAUACCAAUUUUCUGCAAUUAUUCUUAGAAUUUAUUAUCAAGUU